CAAAAUGGGCAGCUCAACCUCCAGUUCCAAUGGCAGCUCGGACUGCAGCUCAUCGGGAACAUCAUCAACCACGGGCAGCUCCGGCUCGAUGCCAAGCAACUGCAACUGCUGCGUGGCGCCACGCUUCGGCUUCAAGCGUCUGCUGCAGAAGUUGCGACGCACAAUCAAGCGUCAUUUGCGACCACGCAAGAAUCGCUGCGGCUUUCAACGUCGCUAUGGGGCGCGCACAGCGCUGUUGCGUCCGAUGCCCCGUUGCAGCUCCUUUGGCAGCUGCGGCACUCUGCUGACGCCCACAAAGCGUGGCAAGGCCACGCCCACCGACACUCAUUAUGCGCAAUGGAAGUGCACAUUCGAGCAUGCAAGGGGUAGCAAGAAGUAUGGCGCAACAGCAGCUGCAACUGCGGCACACGACAUCAGCGAAGCGCUGUCCGGCCAAACGACACCACGAGGCUUCCCCUCGCACACCGAUGCCCGACGCUGUUCGCAACAGUUGCAACAACAACAACUGCAGCCUGUGGUAGAGCAGCCACUCUAUGAGCUGGCCAUUGGCGAGCAGGCCCAGGUGCGUCGUCGUCUCAGCUUCCGUCUGCCGUUGAGCCGCAACAGCAGCAGCAGCGGCAGCAGUGGCAUCGGCGGCAGCAGCAGCGGAGGCGGCGGCACCGUGCGUCGGUUGACCGCACGCCAGAGGGCGGCGCAGGCCAAACUGGAGGCGCAGCUGCAGCGAGAGCUCCGCGAUUUGGAGGAUUACUACGGCGGAUUUCACUAUGCACGCCGCAACGAGCGACGCAUUUGAACUGGACACAGAAAACAGAACGGAAGCUACAGCAACAGCGA
This is a messenger RNA of Drosophila sulfurigaster albostrigata, 834 nucleotides long. RefSeq names its product protein nullo (gene nullo). NCBI's taxonomy places the organism in Eukaryota, Metazoa, Arthropoda, Insecta, Diptera, Drosophilidae. The transcript has a single exon. Bases 5 to 793 code for a protein of 262 amino acids. The record is from RefSeq and is a predicted model, not a curated record.